AUGCUGCCCAGCCUCCACAAGGACGACUCUAUGAUGGAAAGCGGAAUGGUGCCUCAGCGUCGUGCGUCCGGAUCAGCUGACAGCUCUGCUGGGCCUUCGUCAAUAAAUAGUUCUACGUCCACGUCGCCAUCCUCUUCCAUAAGUGAUGCCAUGAUGACGAUCGAGCACGCCAAGGAGACAGGAUUCAGCAGUAUUAUCCCAGAGCUAAAGCAGGAUGAGCCAGAAAUAUGUGCCUCCCUGGCAUCUCUUCAUGCACCAUUCUCUGAGCCAGGAACUCCAACAAACGCCACCUUCCCGUCCAAUUCGCUGCCUCAAGCCGCUUCUCAUUCCCCAAAGCUGGAAAAACUGGAAAUCUCAAGUCCCAUCCCACUCUCACGACUCUUUGAUUUUGACAAGGAGGACCAGUCGUCCGACAAGAUCGUCCUCAACGAGUCCGAGCGUCAAUAUCAGCAGAAGCUUAAGGAUGAGUUCGAUGCUGGUUUCAGGGACAUCCAAGGCGAGGACAGGAAUGGAUUUGAGUCUUCGGAUCGUGCCGAUAGCUUCACCCGUCCACGGAGCCGACGCAUAGUCUAUGACUCGGAUGACGAGGAGGUCCAUGUCGACGAUGAUGAAGAGGAGAAUGAUCGCCGAUUAUACCGGAGUAAGCACUCUGUGCCCCCUCCACCACCACCACCACCACUCGGACCUCCACCCAUCAAAAGCCUGCCCUCUGCCAUAAACGAAGCCCAAAGUACCUACCAGCAGAUCGAGCUCAACAUUUAUCGCGGCGCCAACACAGGGAACUCUCCCGUGGACGACUGCCUCCCUUGCCAGUGCAAAUUCAACCCUAGUCGUGACCCAAGGUGGAAGGCAUGUGGUCCAGACUGCAUCAACAGGAAUCUGCUCGUGGAAUGUAUCGAAGACGACUGUCCUUGUGGCUCUUACUGCUUGAACAGGAGGUUUCAAAUGAAGCAGAAUGCAGACGUGGAUGUUGUCAAGACCGAGAAGAAAGGAUUUGGUCUCCGUGCUAUGGAAGGAUUACCAGCUGGCUCUUUUGUUAUGGAGUACAUCGGAGAAGUGUUGCCUCACGCAAGCUUUGUCAAGAGGACAAGGGAGUACUCUUUGGCUGGGGUGGAGCACUUUUACUUCAUGUCCUUGCAAUCGGACGAGGUUAUCGACGCGACCAAGAAGGGAUGUCUUGCAAGAUUCAUCAACCACUCCUGCAACCCCAACUGUCAUUUAGAAAAGUGGGUCGUCGGCUCCAAACUCAGGAUCGGUAUCUUUACCAUCAAGCGAGUCGCAGAAGGAGAGGAGUUGACAUUUGACUACCAGUUUGAGCGCUAUGGCGCUGAGGCACAAAAGUGCUACUGCGGGGAGGCCAACUGUUCAGGAUUCAUUGGUGGUAACAAGAGGUCGUCCGCGACGAGAUUGGACGACUACAACCAUCUAGAUGAAGUAGAGGACGAGGAUGAGAUUGACCUCGAAAACCAGAUCAGCCUGCGACACCCAAAGAAGGACAAGAAUCACGAUGGCGAUUACGAGGAAAAGAUCGAGGAGCAGAGGGUCACACGCGGUAUUGAAGAUCCGAUUCUGAUGGAGAAACUUGCCCGUAUCAUGUUUAUGAAGCCCAAGGUAGAGAAGAGCAAGCGCCUGCUGGCAAAACUUAUGGCCACAACUGAGCGGGCUUGUUUGCGGCGGUUCCUGGUCCUUCACGGACUGGUCAUUCUGAAGGCGUGGCUAAAACACUACAAGGAAGAGCCCGAUAUCAUCAUGGGCAUCAUGUUUGUCCUGCCUAGCAUUCCCCUUCUCUCCCGUAACGCCAUCGAGGAUUCACUAAUCGAGGAAGCUGUUCAGGAGGUCGCCGAUGGACCCGAGUGUCCUUCUAAGGGUAUGGCUCAAGAAGUCUUGGAGCAGUGGAAGCAACUCAAGCCAACCUACAGAAUUCCUAAGGCCAAGAAACAGGCUGUCACUGCAUCUACUACCAACACUACCAUGGACGCAGCAAGCACCCCUGUCGACGAACCCUCCACUUUUAUGUCACCAGCCGAGUCUAAUGGAUCCGGAUCAGGUGAAGGACUGGGAAAACGCCAAUACGACGAUGAAGAACGUGCAUCUACACCUGCUGGUAUGGAGAAGCGCGGCAGGUUCGACGGUGACUCUGACCAAACUCCAGCAGAGGAGACAGACGCAUCCGCAUCUGCAUCUACAACACCGCAAGACCUAGCCUCCAGGUACCACAGCCACCCUUUCGACUCUCCGGAAUAUUCUUCCAGGUCCGAAUCACACCGCGGACCCGAGCACUAUGGCAGGAUGGCGGAUAGCUAUGGUCGGCUGGACAUGUACGGACGGAUGGAGCCUCACAGCCGAGAGGGAUCGUAUGGUCGCUCUGGCGAUUCUGGCUACAGCCGCUCCGAAUCGUAUGGCCGUAUCGACCCCUAUGGCUUGUCCAAAAAUGGCUACGAACGUGGACGCUACGAGCACUACCGGAGCGAUCGUGACCGCGAACGGGAGCGCUAUUACGAGUACUAUCGUGAGCGAGAUUAUGAUCGGGAGUUCAGAAGCCACCGGGAACCACGCGAACGUAUUUACAAUCAGCCCCCACCUUCGCCACGCCGCAGAUCUCGCGAUGGUUCACCAGCAGCUCCUCCCCGCCGCGAGCUUUCACUAUCCCCUGCCACCCGACAGGGUAUCUGGUCCAAGGAGGCCCCUCGACCAAUGUCGCCCGCCAAGGAAGGAGUAGCUCAACAACCCGACUCUGGAAUUGCUGCUCAGGCUAAUGCAUCCGAGGCCAUUCCUUUAGGACCUCGUGUACCUGAGACUUUGUCAGAACAGGCGGCUAUCUCAGGAACAGGAACCGUCUCCACCUCAACGAUUCCUCCAGUGUCAGCGGCAGUUGCGGCAGUUCAGUCAUUGGUACUUAGGGAGGACGUGGUCGUUCGGUCACCCUCGGCAGCUGCUUCGAGGAACAACACCCCUCCGACACAGGCCGCCCCGACCCCUCUCAGGAACUACUCUUUGCCAGCGGACUUGCAGAGCACCAGCCCCGCAUCAGUGCCAGCGUCAGCUGAUCAGUCCACGCCUGUUGUUGCCUUGGGUCCCCCAUCGUCACAGCAGAAUAAUGGGUACCACUACCGGACCAACAGUGGUCACGGCGACUACCUUCAUUCUCGCUAUGGCAGCCACAGUGGAAGCUACCCCAAUUCGCCGUACUAUCGAAAUUCUUCCAACUACCCGUCAUACCCGAAGCCUCACUACUACAGGAGCUCGUCUUCGCGCGCCUAUUCUUCCUCAGCCCCCUAUCCUCCUUCGAUCGAACUUCCCCCCAACUGGUCCAAGGCGAGUGAUCCCGAAGGUCGCAUCUAUUACUACAAUGAGAUCACACGCGCGACUCAAUGGGACCCCCCAAGAGUCGAAUCGCCAGCUGAAGUCCUGCCAGAACCUACUCCCGCCGCACCCCUUUCACACUACGGACCGACCGCCUCCGCACACUCUUACCACCGGACACCUCAGUCUCUUCAUCAGCAGCCAAUCUCUACGGCAAGGGUACCGUCGCCAGAGCCACCCAAACCUGUCAAUAUCGAUGGCUUCACUCAGGAGCAGCUCCAGGAAGUCAUUGGGCGCGCCUAUGACAAGCAGAAGCAAAAGCAUUUGGCUAAUGGAUCAGGAAGCGCUGGAGCGAGUGUCCACGAUGUGGAUUCGCCUAGUGCUCGUCUCACGAAUCCUCACUCGCCCUCUGCGAUGCGGUUGAGCAGCAGCGGCAAGCCCUUGAAGCCCAUGAACGAGAAAGACUUGAAGGCAGCUCUUUCCGCAAAUGUUGUCAAGAAUAUGGCCAAGUACAAGGCCAAGCUCGGAUCCAGCGAGGCGUUCAAGAAGCAUGCCCGCAGGAUUACGCACUUGAUUGCGGAUAAGGAGAUGCGCUCCAAGUCAUUCAAGGCUGGCGAGUUGACGGAGGUGACGCAGGGAAUGAAGAACAAGAUUCGACGGUUCAUCAAGGAUUACAUGACCAAGUUGUUCAAGAAGCUUCCUAAAGAAGAGCGGUCCUCGUCUGGUUCUGCCGCCGCCUCAUUCGUGAAUGGAUCCAAGCCAACGCAGUCUCAUGCUUCGGGACAAGGACAAGAUAACUUGCCAGCGGUGUACCAUGGAUCGAUUGUUCCAAGCAAGGAACAGGUGUCGACUCUGACAGGAAAGAAGCAUAUCAAGGCAGGAGGUGAUAAGAAGUCGAUGGGCUAUGGCGAUGUUGAGGUCGACGAUGACGACGAUGUGACGUAUGGCGAGGGUGAUGACGAGGAUGGGGAGGGCGAUCUCGAAGCCGAGGAAGACGACGACGGCGGUGUUGCUGCGGUCCCAUCGGCAUCUGUGGAGCUCCCACUUUGA
Messenger RNA from Linnemannia hyalina, 4353 nucleotides. NCBI's taxonomy places the organism in Eukaryota, Fungi, Mortierellomycota, Mortierellomycetes, Mortierellales, Mortierellaceae. The record is from the annotation of a GenBank genome assembly.